UUCCCCCGCUCCGGCCGCUGGCCCGGGCCCCGCCGUCCGACCCUCGCUCCACGGCUGUGGAGGGACCAUGAGCGCCUUGCGGGACGUCUCCCUGCAGGACCCGCGGCUCCGCUACGAGCUCGUCCAGCGCAUCGGUUCCGGCACCUACGGCGACGUCUACAAGGCCCGUGACACUGAGACUGGGGAACUAGCAGCUAUCAAGAUAGUGAAACUCGAUCCAGGGGAUGACAUUGGAUCCAUUCAGCAAGAAAUCACCACACUCAGGGACUGUCGCCACCCCAACGUUGUGGCCUAUUUUGGCAGCUAUCUCAGAAAUGACCGUCUCUGGAUCUGCAUGGAGUACUGCGGAGGGGGGUCUUUGCAGGAGAUCUAUCACUCGACUGGCCCCCUCUCAGAAAAACAGAUUGCGUACGUCUGCAGGGAGACUCUCCAGGGACUCCACCACCUGCACACCAAAGGGAAGAUGCACCGGGACAUCAAGGGGGCCAACAUCCUGCUUACAGCCGACGGUGACGUGAAACUCGCGGAUUUCGGAGUCUCUGCAGAACUGACGGCCUCUGUGGCAAAGCGGAAAUCCUUCAUCGGAACGCCCUAUUGGAUGGCACCGGAGGUGGCCGCGGUGGAAAAGAAAGGCGGCUACAACCACUUGUGUGACAUCUGGGCCCUUGGCAUCACGGCGAUCGAACUGGCUGAGCUCCAGCCCCCCCUUUUUGACCUGCAUCCUAUGAGGGCCCUGAUGAUGUUGUCCAAAAGCAGCUUCCAACCCCCCAAGCUAAAAGACAAGACGUGCUGGUCUGCAGAUUUUCAUCAUUUCCUCAAACUGGCCCUGACCAAGAACCCCAAGAAGCGUCCCGUGGCAGAAAAACUCCUUCAGCACCCUUUCGUCUGCCAGCCUCUUGCUCGCCUGUUAGCCAUUGAGUUGCUGGACAAAGCCACGAAUCCUGACUUGGCAUCUGCUCCCCUGGAUGAUGGAGAUUUUGAGGCUUAUGAAAUCUUUCCUGACAAAAUCCGUUCGCGUCAGCAGCAUGGGCAAGUCGAAGGCACCCUCGCAGAGAUCCAACUUAAUCAGGUGAAAUUUGGUCCUCUGCUGAGAAAAGAAACAGAACCUUGGUGCAGUCUGAAGGAGGAGGAGGAGGAGAACUGGAUGCUUUUAGGAGAUGGAGAGAGUCUCCUUCAGUCUGUGGAAGAAGCGCUUGAGGAGAGGAGCUUAACAAUUCGCCCAGCAUGUUCCCCGCAACAGGCCCAGGAGGAGCAGCGGCCCAGUGGUACUGAUGAGGGUGACACAGGCACCAUAAGGAGAGGGCCUUUCUGGGACUUUCUCAACAUGGAGUUGGCAUAUAAGGCUCCUUGGGAACACGAAGAGGGCCUUGAGUGCCCAGACCUGGAAUGUCACAGAAAUCAGACCCUGCCAGAUCGGACAGAGUUGAAUAAUGCUCCGGAUACUGUGGCCUCUGGCUCUCCAAAACCUGCAGAUUCACUCCUCUCCACAGAGUGGGCCACCAUGAAGAGGAAAGAAGAGGCCACUAGGUUAAUUUGUCACGGGCUGCCGCCCACCCCGAAAGUUCACAUGGGAGCCUGCUUCUCCAAAGUGUUCAAUGGCUGCCCGCUGAAGAUCAAUUCAGCCACGACGUGGAUGCACCCAGAAACACGAGAUCUCUACUUGGUGGUGGGGGCUGAGGAAGGCAUCUACACCCUCAACCUGCAUGAACUCCAUGAAGACACCAUGGAAAAGCUCCUUCCACACAGGUGUUCUUGGUUAUACUGUAUGAAUAACGUGCUACUGACGUUAGCUGGGAAGUCUUCCCAGAUCUCCUCCCACAACCUUCUGGGUCUUUUUGAGCAACGGCGUCAGCUGCAGAAGCGGCAGGUUCCUCUUUCCAUCGCCACCAACCGGCUGACUGAGCGAAUCAUCCCCAGGAAGUUUGCACUGUCGGCCAAGAUAGCAGAUACCAAAGGCUGCUUGAAGUGUCUUGUGGUCCGUAAUCCCUACUCUGGGAGCACAUUCCUGUGUGCUGCACUUCCCUCCAGCCUUGCCCUCCUGCAGUGGUACGAGCCCUUGCAGAAGUUCAUGCUACUGAAGCACGUCCCCGUGGUGCUGCCAGCUCCCUUGACCUUGUUUGAGCUGCUGGUGGUGGAGACGGAGGAGUACCCGCAGGUAUGCUUGGGGGUCACUGGCAGUGACCAACCAGGUGCGGAGUUACAUUUCAGCACGCUUUCCCUCAGCACCGGCCUCAGCACUUCGAGCCCUUCUGGCCGGCCCCUUGUCAUGGCCAAUCACGUCACUCAGAUGGACCGAGACACUGUCCUGGUGUGUUUUGAGCGCUGUGUGCGGGUAGUGAACCUACGCGGUGCUCCUCGGGGAGGCCUUGCUCCUGAACUCACCUUCAAUUUCCCUAUUGAGACCAUUGUGUGCCUUCAAGACAGUGUUUUGGCCUUCUGGAAACAUGGCAUGCAAGGCCGAAGCCUGGAAUCUGGUGAGGUGACGCAGGAGGUAACGGACGAGUCCCGAGCGUUCCAGGUCUUAGGAGCCCACCGAGACAUCAUCCUGGAGAGCACGCCCACGGACAAUCCCACAGCGCACAGCAACCUCUACAUCCUGACAGGUCACGAAAGCAGCUACUGAGUGCCUUCUCCAAAGCUUUGCACCUCCUGGAGGUGCCUGGCCUUGUGGUGGACUGUCAUGAAGACGGCUGGCUGGCUGGCUGUGGCCCACAUCGGCCAAUCGCUGUGGGAACCCACUGGAAUGGAGUUGUGUGUGUGCGUGUGUGUGGAAGGCUUUCAAGCCCUCCCCACCACUCUCUACUGCUGCCAUAUACACUGGACAUAACAUUGGCUGGGCUCCCAUAUGUUCUUUGCUUGAGUCUUCCUGAGAUCUUGCUGUGCACUAGGAUGGGAGAGCCCUCUUCCCUGAUUCGGGCCAGCAUCUCCUGAGACGUUUUGCAAUAAUUUGACCACUAGUCAGUCCAAAGAGCGUAGCGGUCUCUCUCGACUGAUGCCAUGUGCCUGCUUGAACGCUUCCUAGUCCCCGUUUCCUCUUUUUUUUAACCCUUAGAAGUUGUCCAUCGUGACGCUGUGUAGGCAGGAUGACCUAGUCUAGCCUCCAGUGUGAAGACAAUCAUUCGCCAGGGGUGCAACCGGGCAUCGCACGCUUAGCACUUGAGCUUUAAUGUAAAGUCUUUCAGGGCACUUUGAAUUCUGACCUGUCCUCCUUAAAUUGGACACAGGGAAUACGUGGUUUUGAGGCUGGAUGUAUGAAUGCAUGAAGAGGGCAGGCCCAGGAUGGGCAAACUGGGUGACUGUGGCAGGAGGAGCACGUGUGGGUAGUUGGAUUUGCAUGCAUGUGUGAGUUUGAGCAGUCUGCUUGCCAAAUAUCCAAGCAGGAGGAGUAGGUGCCUCCAGAGUGCGGAUGGAUGGGUGGGGGAGGGAGGGAGAGAACUGGCUGAGAACAUUCAGCAAGUGGUCUGCAUAGCACAUGGGCAAAUUGUAGGCUAUCCAUCACCUUCUGAGCCCACUAAUCUCUUGUGGCUUCCAACCAAGCACUCUGAAGGGACUGGGGAUGUCUAAAAAAAAUUAGCUCUUUCACAAAAGUACAAUUACCAGCAUUCUUGAGAAAGGGGUGAGAUGGUUCAGCCAGUUUCCAUUGAGUUUAUAUUUUUGUAGCAUAGAUAUUUCCCUAAUGAAGGCUGGCACACAUGUAACCCACUAAGCCCAACCAGCCACUCACAUUGUAUUGCGGCUCCUAAGGGCAAGGCUCUCCCUGUCUUUGAAGCUCCAGCUAGGUAAGUUAAAAUGGGGUCUGGGGCACAGGUUAGAAUGGGGCUGCAUUUAGCUUGAUGAUCCACAAGUUGUCCUAGUGGCUAUAUGUGGGUUGAAUGACUGCUGUGGUGCUGCGACCAGGGUGGGGAUUGGCUGCUUGGAAAGAGAAACGUGCUAGUGUGUAUGGCUGUGUGGAUGCCCUUGGGGUGCAUGAGUGGGGCGAAGUGAAGCCCUAUUGUGUUGAGAUUUGUGUGACGUUUUUGGUGGUGAGGAGGCUUUUUGUUUUGUUGUUGUCGUUGCUUGAGCCAGUAGAAGCAUACAGCCAGAUAUCUCGGCUUAUCAGGUCAACCACAACCAGUGUUCCCUCUAAGCUGAGUUAGUGUGAGCUAGCUCACAGUUUUUUAG
Messenger RNA from Gekko japonicus, 4161 nucleotides. It is a transcript of the gene MAP4K2, whose product is annotated as mitogen-activated protein kinase kinase kinase kinase 2. Gene Ontology annotation, molecular function: MAP kinase kinase kinase kinase activity; ATP binding. Gene Ontology annotation, biological process: protein phosphorylation. Lineage: Eukaryota; Metazoa; Chordata; Lepidosauria; Squamata; Gekkonidae. Bases 68 to 2623 code for a protein of 851 amino acids. The record is from RefSeq and is a predicted model, not a curated record. The transcript has 32 exons.